Gastrolobium bilobum is the source of this 1049-nucleotide messenger RNA. RefSeq names its product eukaryotic translation initiation factor 3 subunit F. Gene Ontology annotation, biological process: translational initiation. The record is from RefSeq and is a predicted model, not a curated record. Gene Ontology annotation, cellular component: eukaryotic translation initiation factor 3 complex, eIF3m. The transcript has 6 exons. Gene Ontology annotation, molecular function: translation initiation factor binding; translation initiation factor activity; metallopeptidase activity. Lineage: Eukaryota; Viridiplantae; Streptophyta; Magnoliopsida; Fabales; Fabaceae. Bases 43 to 909 code for a protein of 288 amino acids.
CUUGCUUGGUGAGUGUGAACCUGCCGAAUCGAAGCUCCGAGCAUGGCGGCGAGCGAGCGCACAGUGUUGCAGUUCUCUUCUUCUUCUUCUUCUUCGCAGAGUUUGUCCGCAAAGGUCCACCCUCUGGUUAUCUUCAACAUCUGCGAUUGCUAUGUUCGACGUCCUGAUCAAGCGGAGCGCGUCAUCGGAACACUACUUGGUUCCAAUCUCCCCGACGGAACGGUCGAUAUCCGUAAUUCCUAUGCUGUUCCGCACAAUGAGUCUGUCGAUCAGGUUGCUUUGGAUAUUGAGUACCACCACAAUAUGUUAAUAUCUCACCAAAAAGUUAAUCCUAAGGAAAUCAUAGUUGGAUGGUAUUCAACUGGUCUUGGAGUAACUGGUGGCAGUGCAUUAAUCCAUGAAUUUUAUUCUCGAGAAGUAACCAAUCCUAUACAUUUGACUGUUGAUACGGGAUUUACAACUGGAGAGGGUAUCAUAAAAGCAUAUGUUUCAAACAAUUUAUCUCUUGGAGACAGGCAAAUUGCUGCACAGUUUCAAGAGAUUCCUUUGGAUCUUCGUAUGGUUGAAGCUGAGCGUAUUGGAUUUGGUACUCUGAAGGCAACUGCUGUUGACAAAAUCCCAUCUGAUUUAGAAGGGAUGGAAGCAUCAAUGGAACAUCUAUUAGCCUUGAUUGACGACAUCUACAAAUAUGUUGAUGAUGUUGUGGAAGGGCGUGUUGAUGCAGACAACAAAAUUGGGAGAUUUAUAUCAGAUGCUGUAGGUUCCCUUCCUAAAAUGUCCUCAUCAGCUUUUGAUAAGCUUGUGAAUGACAGCUUGCAGGAUCACUUGCUCUUGCUAUAUUUAUCAAGCAUCACACGGACACAGCUUACCCUGGCCGAAAAAUUGAACACGGCUGCUCAGAUUCUGUGAAGCAGUCUGUCCAUGAAUAAAUGCAAUUUUGUCUAUGGAAGUUACCUUCUUGUGAUAUUUCCCCGAACUUGGGAAUUCAGUAUUUUAUAAUUUUUUGCUUAAUAUUGCAUUUAGUAAAUUCACUUUUUAUUAAAAUUAAA